Cladophialophora immunda is the source of this 1719-nucleotide messenger RNA. RefSeq lists its product as uncharacterized. The record is from RefSeq and is a predicted model, not a curated record. Gene Ontology annotation, biological process: nucleoside metabolic process. The transcript is spliced from 5 exons. Gene Ontology annotation, molecular function: catalytic activity. NCBI's taxonomy places the organism in Eukaryota, Fungi, Ascomycota, Eurotiomycetes, Chaetothyriales, Herpotrichiellaceae. Bases 1 to 1719 code for a protein of 572 amino acids.
AUGACGUCCCGCCGUCUCAGACACGAAGACUUUCAUGUCGGAUGGAUAUGUGCCCUCCCGCUCGAGCUGGCUGCCGCAGCAGAUAUGUUGGACGAAGAGUAUCAAGCCUUACCCGCAGAUUCCCGUGACUCCAAUGUAUACACCUUCGGCCGUAUCGCCGAGCAUAAUGUCGUGCUUGCGUGUCUCCCAGCCGGCCGGAUUGGCACCAACUCUGCCGCCGCGGUAGCCAUCCAGAUGAUCUCCAAAUUCCCGGCAAUCCGGUUUGGGCUAAUGGUAGGCAUCGGAGGCGGGGUGCCCAGCGGCGACUCAGACGUGCGGCUGGGGGAUGUGGUGGUCAGCCAACCGAAUGCUGGGCGCAGUGGAGUGAUUCAAUAUGAUCCUCGAAAGAUUAUACCGGGAGGGUACCGGCAAACAGGCUUUCUCAACAGCCCGCCGAGAGUGCUACUGAGCGCACUUGCGAAGCUGCAAGCUCAAUACCUCGGAGACAAAAGGAGUCAUGCAGGUUUCCUGGUCCGGAAUAGGCACAGACUAGAUUUCGCGGACGAUCCUAGUAAUCCUGAACAUGAUCUCCUGUUCGAGGCAAACUACACCCAUGUCGUCGAAGGGCAUACAUGUGACCAAUGCAACAAGGAGAAACUGGUGCCACGGCUUUCACGAGAACCUCCGGGUUCUAUGGUCCACUAUGGCACGAUAGCCUCUGGAAAUCAAGUUAUCAAAGACGGCGUCGCCAGAGACAAACUGAGCUCAGAACUUGGUGGUCCUCGUGCGGCAGCGACGGCAGCAGCAUUUGCCAAAGAGGUCCUGUCUGUCAUACCCCCGCUUGGAAGUGUCGAACCCGCCGCCGAUGUGUCCGGAUUACGGAUCGGAGAUGAACACCCAAGAAUUGCAGCAGAGCCCGUGAGCCAGUACCAGAAUAUUGCGUCAGAGUUCAUCAGGGAGAAUUUAAAUACUUUCUACGACCAAGAUCCCGCUUUUCGGGAGAUCCUGGCCCAAACAACCGCUGCUCGAGCGGUGGGAGCAACCGAGGAACUGGGAUUAAGCUCAGAAUUCACUCCCAAACUUACCAAGCUUGCACUGUAUGAUUUUGUUCUUUUAUGUGACGAUAGCACGUCCAUGAACAUAGGAAGCCGAAUAAGUGCCCUGCAAGAGACCGUCAAAAGUGUUGCAAAAUUCGCGACCAUUCUCGAACCGUCGGGGAUGUCUGUUCGAUUCAUCAACUUCAAGGAGGAUGGACAGUUCAAUAAUUUAACCGAUGUAGACGACAUCAUGCAAAAGGUCCAAAUGGUUGACUACAGCGGAAAUACAAGACUCGGACAACGGCUCAGGAUGAAAAUCGUUGACCCGAUGAUUUUGGAGAAGGCAGACACAAACAGUCUCAAAAAGCCCGUGAUUGUGGCCGUUGUUACUGACGGAGAGCCUACCGUCGAACCACCUACGACAUUAGGCGAGACCAUGAAAACGUGUAAGAACUGGCCAUCUGUCCGAAAACUCGGAGAAGCGGCCGUGGCAUUUCUCCUUUGCAGAGUUGGUGACAGCGUCCAGGCCGAAGCAUUUUUCCUGGGGCUGGAGAAGGAUCAGAAUUUGCGAGACGUAGUAUACGUCUCUCCAUAUAGGAUAGACGACGAACUUGCCAUAUUUCAGAGGUGUGGAGACGACGAGGGAUACCGUGCUUGGUUGAUCGACCUGUUCUACACUGCCCUAGACAGUGUGACCAGGUAG